UUAUUUUGGCCGUCGUGAUUUCUAGGCGCGGAUAAAUUUUUGGCUCCGGUCGAUUUGCGCUAAAUUCGAAAACAGCAUUUCAAUAUUAUUUUACGACUAAUUCGGAAACACAUCCGCGACUCGCAGUAUAAAAACACAAGAACAAAAACAAAAGUUUUUAAUCGAAAAUUUAAAACGUUCUUUUACAAAAAACAACAAUCGCCGGCGGCGUCGCGUUGCGAUAUAUCAAGCAAAAAAGUGUUUCGGGGCCAAUGCUGCAUGAAGGAAAAAAACAACGACAACUUCAACAACAGCAAUAACAGCAACAACAUCUUGAGUUGUGUUCAACGAGCAAAAACGGAAAACGGCAAACGACGACAAAAGGAAACGCAGCUGUCUGGUCCAAUACUGAGGCAAUUUUAACAACUCUCCGCGGCACACAAAUCCUUGGACUCCGGCGCCAGGCGAACUCGCGAGCGCGAAUAAUUGAAUCAUAAAAGACAGACGAAGACGACAAGGAAGAAGGACGACGAAGCGAGCAAGCAAAUCGUAGCCAACUUCGGUGGCAGGAAAUGUUAACAAAGCCAAGCAAAUAAUUGUUGUAGGAGCCAAAAGGAAGCGGGAACGGGAAAGAGGAAAGCAGAAAGGGAGCAGACAGGAAGGAGGUAGGAGCUGAGAAAUGACAGCCGCGCUGCUUUAAUUAAAGCUGCUGCGCGGAGGAGGCGCGUGGAGCUGGCAAAGAACAACAACAAUAGCAAGAAAAGAAAAAAAAAAAGAAACCGAAACGCAUAAAAAGGAAAAAAGGAAAUUGAAACGCAAUGUGGCUGAUGCCGCUCUGGACUGUGGACAACAGAACAAAGUGGACGAAAUUGCUUUUGGAACUGAACGAGCAGCGUUUACCGGACAGCGGCGCGCGGCAGACCGUGGGACAUACAUCAUUUUGAUUACAUUUUACCUUUUUUUAACGACUGACACGCAACUCAAAAAUUAGCCAAGCAACCAAAAAAAAACAAACAACAAGCCCCAAAACGACGAGAUCAAGUUAGAAGAGUUGUAGUGCGAACGAUUCCCUGCGGAAUUUCACGCAUGAAAUAACAGAAGGAGGCAGCGCACUCAGUUUUUGCAUGCUGCUGCUGCUGGAAGAAGGAGAAGGAGCCAACGCCCAUCAACAGCUACACAUGAACACGCCGCUGUGACAGGACGAGAGCACACGAGGAGGAGCAGACACCGGCACAAUUUCGUCAACUGCAGCGAGCGAGCAGUGUCAGCUUCAGGCCAUCAACGCAGCACCUCAUCUCACCAGUUCAUCCCUCCACUACAAUUGCUAGACCAGCAGCUGUUACAGUUACAGUUGCAGUUGCUCUCGUCAUCUGCUGUUGUCACUGGGCGAGCGCGGGCGAAGAGUUAAGACCAUAAGCAUACUAACUAACCCCCCUCAACAGCAAUCAUCAUCCUGAAAACCCAAACCCACAAUCCCUUUACUGUCACCAGCAACUCGCUACCAACUAACAAACAGCAGGAGCGCCGCAUCCGCAACCGGAGACGGAGCCAGAGCCAUAGAAGCAUAUCCCAAUGAAUCUGCUGUGCUGUUGUUGUUGCAGUAAUAUGGCACCGAACCAGCGCGUCACACGCAAAUGGGAACUGUUUGCCGGACGCAAUAAAUUCUACUGCGAUGGAUUGCUAAUGUCCGCACCGCACACGGGUGUCUUCUACUUGACGUGCAUCCUGAUUACUGGCACCAGUGCCCUCUUCUUUGCCUUCGACUGCCCAUUUUUGGCGACGCGCAUUAAUCCGGUGAUUCCCAUCGUUGGAGCCGUGCUGUACUUCUUCACGAUGAGCUCCUUGCUGCGCACAACCUUCACGGAUCCCGGCGUCAUACCGCGUGCCUCCAAUGAUGAGGCUGCCUAUAUUGAAAAGCAAAUUGAAGUGCCAAACUCACUGAACAGCCCCACAUACCGACCGCCACCGCGCACCAAGGAGGUCCUUGUCAAGGGGCAAACGGUCAAGCUGAAGUAUUGCUUCACCUGCAAAAUCUUUCGACCACCGCGCGCCUCACACUGCAGCCUCUGCGACAAUUGCGUGGAUCGCUUUGAUCACCACUGUCCCUGGGUGGGAAAUUGCGUGGGCAAGCGAAAUUAUCGGUUCUUUUAUUUGUUUCUAGUCUCACUGGCAUUUUUAGCCGUAUUUAUAUUCUCGUGCUCUGUGACGCAUUUAGUUUUAUUGAUGAAAACCGAACAGGAGGUCUUCGAAGUAAUAAAGAAGGCGCCAUUUACUGUGAUUGUUGUGUUCAUUUGUUUCUUUUCGAUCUGGUCGGUGAUCGGGUUGGCUGGAUUCCAUACAUACCUGACGACCAGCGACCAGACAACGAAUGAGGAUCUCAAAGGAUCGUUCUCGUCGAAGGGCGGGCCACGCACCCAGAAUCCCUAUUCCCGAGGCAACAUUUGCCUGAACUGUUGCCACAUAUUGUGCGGUCCCAUGACGCCCUCGCUGAUCGACAGACGCGGCAUUGCCACAGACGAGUACAUACAGCAGAUGCAUCAUUCCAGCCCGCGGCAUGCACUAAGCGAUGUCAUCAGCGCCUCGCAAAUGGUGACCACAGCACAGCCGAUGAUGGGCGGUGGCAUGGGCGUCAUCGGUGGCAUCAGUGGAGCGGGCGGUGGCGUCAACAUUGGAGGCGCUGGCGUCGGUGGAGAGCUGAAGCCGCGCUUCUACGAUGAGUCGAAUCCCUCCUCCUCGACAUUGGAGAGCAACGGUGUGGCCGCUGCAACAACUGGAGCAGCCAAUGGCCACGGACAUGGCCAUGGGCAUGGUCACGGGAACGGCUUCGACCGACCACCCAGCUAUGAUACGCUCCAGAACGGUAAUUCCAAUAGUUUAGCCCAGCUAGUUGACAACGAAAUUCCAUUGGCCCAAAUGGAUAUGCCGUCGUACAGCCAGCAGACAGCAACACAGAGCCGUCAAUUCCGGCACCACAAACAGCGACAGUUGUCCAACGGCGCCUCAACUGGAGGCGGCAUCGGUGUCGGCGAUUUGGCCUAUGAGAAUCAACUGGCGGCAGCGGGCAGUGAGGAUGAGCUGGACAAUGCUGAUGUUGUUGUGGUGGGCGGCAACGAGGUGGUUGCUGCCGUGGCCGCCAUCGCUGCCUCGAGCAAGGCGCGUGAGAUGCGCAACCGCAACCGCAGUGGCAGUUACAGCAAUCUCUUUGACGUCGACUUUGAUGCAGCGGUCGUCAAUUCACCGCUCUCCGACAACCACAAGUCGUCGUCCGGUGCUGCGCUACUCGCUGCUGCCAUCAACGGUGACCAACAUCCGCUUGCCAAGUCCGUUUCCCAGACGGAGAACAUGUACAGCAAUGUGCCGCAGGUUGCAAACUCAACGCCCACAGAUGCCACUCUGCAUGUCUACUCAAACAUCAUUGAUGAGCGUGCCCAACAGCAGCAGCGACAGCAAUCCGAGCAGCUGCAGGCCACGACAGUGCUGUCAUCAACGUUGCUCAGCGAUGAUCUCGAUCUAGAUGAUCCGGUGAGCGCAUCCUUUGUGGGCGUCGGCGGUCAUCAUCAUCAGCAUCGAAAGACGGCUGGAGAUGGCGCUGAGCAGGCCAAGUCAGCGGAUCGUUUGCGUAUGCUGCAUGACACCACCAUGAUUGACACGGCACUCGAUCUGGACAGCCUCGAUGGCUCGAGCAUGGGAAACAACUCACAGUCCUGCCUGGUGAAAAAUGCCAAAGCCACCUCCAAUUCUGCCGGUGUUCCCAUUGUCUAAGCUCAAUUCAAAACGCUUCAACUUCAACUAUGUACCCCACUGUAAAUAGCCAAUAUUUACCAUUGAGCUUCAGCUUUUAAUUAGAGAGUUAACACACAAAAAACAAAGGCUAUCGAGUAUUAUGGCCAAAUCGCUGUUAAUUUUAAAUGAUUUUUAAAGCAAAUUUCGAAACAAAGUGCGGACACUUGAAAAGCAAAUCAACCUAUCAACAAAAAUAAAUGGGCAACUAAAAUAUUACCUUAAGGCGUUACGCAUUCAUAAAAGUAAAAACAUAUAUAUGUAUAAAUCAGAUUAUAAAACCCAGAGAGAUAAACAAUAUAAAUAAAAUACAAAUACAGAUACAAAUACAAAUACAUAUGCAUAUAUACAAAGGCAAAAAACAAACAAACAAAAUAAAAUGAAAACGUGGUGAACAAUGUUAACAAUUCAGAAGCAUUAAAAAUGAAUGAAUAAACUAAUACUACUUAUACUAUAAUUAACUGGAAACUGUUUAUACAAUACACACACACACACACACACAGACAUACAUACAUACUUGUAUAUGGUUAGUUUUAGCAUUUAGUUUUCGUAUAUUUAAGUUUUUACACCGACAAGCGACGAGCGUGUUCCGUUCUUCAGAGUUUAACAAUUAACAACUUCAACGGAAAAUCGCAUGCAAUAAAUAAAAAAAAAUAUAUAUAUAGAGAUAUAUACAAAUAGAUAUAUGUACGAGUAUGUUAAUCGUGUUACAAAGAGAAAUGAUUUAAACAAAGAAAUACACCACAAGAGAAAUGUUAACAGACAUAAGAAAUUUAAACAGAAACCGAAAGCAGACAAAAAAAAAAAAAGAAAACAGUGUGUGACGUAUUAAUUGUUUAUUUACACAUAAGUAUAGUAUGUGCGUGGUGUAUCGUACAAUGUUAAAUGAUAAUGAUAAAUGAAUUAAAUUGAUAGCUCCGAUAUGGAAAGUGGGGAGCGAACGUGUUAAUAAGAGUAUGUUAUGCGAACUAACGAACUACAAUUAUACAAAGAAUACAAUUUAUAAAUAGAGAACAUGAACACAACCGUCUUUUAUUUAUAGGCGUCAAUUGUUGCAAUUUAUUUCGACAAUUGGAAAUUUAUACAUUUAUGGAAUUUGCAUAGUAGAUUGUUACGGAAUUAACAAUUUCUACAUUACCAUGGUCAUGUGCCUCCAGCUUAAUUAAGCUGCCAUCAAUCAAAUGUUAUUAUUUGAACAGUUGCUAUUAAAUUGAGUUCUACGCCAACACUUUCCGUCGUCGGUCAUUUGAGUAAAAAAGCUCUUCAUUUUAUUUUACGUUUUUUUAUUAUUACAAAAGAUUAGACGACAUGCAUUGUUAUAACGGAUCCUCUCAAUACAUAUACAAUAAUGCGUUUUAGCUGAAGACAUUGCAGGUGCAUUUAAAAAAUAUUUCUUUUUAUUUGUUUUUUGUCUGUCUUUUCGUAAAAUUACAAAAUUGUGCUUACGAUUUCCCGUCGCUGGUAAAUAAAUAUAUUUAUUACAAUUAUUAUUAUCAAAUAUUCGGGGAUCAAUGGGUGAGAUUUCAAGACAGGGUUUUUUCGGGAUUUACAAUAUUAAUCUGAAUUUAAUACGUCGGACCUGUUGGAUAAUUAUUUACAUUUUAAGUGAAAUUAAUUGUUAAGUUCAGCUGCCAAUUAUUUCUUUUUGGUACGGAAUAUUGUGCAUUUAUUUACUAUACAUUGCCCAUAAAUUAGCGGCACGUUUCAAACAUUUUUAAAUAUGAACAUAUUGAUAAGUACUUAACACAUAUCUCUGACAAUUUAAAGAACUUAUUAAUGGUAAACCAAAAAAAUUAUAAUUGUGUUACCAGUAACGUGCACAGAGCUUGAGCAUACAUAUAAGCAAAAGAUUAGCGAAAGAUUAGAGGGAAGCGCUUGAAUUCCCUUUUCGUUUUUUUGGGUAUCUGGAGCUCAAGAGAAAUUACUACAAAAUUAAAUAAAAAAAGGGUAAAACAACCACUUAAAUUUAAUUCUACUCUUUAUUCCCAUUCAUCAUUCUCCGUUCGCAUUUGUAAGUGUGUAAAUAUCUUUCUCACAGUGUGUGCGUGGCGUUCCGAUGCACGUGGCAGAAGUGCGAAGCGAAGCAGUGUAAUUAUUUAUCGGCGAUAACGUCCCAAAUACGCCCGGCAGUUGGGGCAAGUGUGAUGCACGUCCAUGCAAUCGUCAAUGCAACAAGGUAUAAAGCAGCAACCCAUCCAGCAACUGUAAUUAACAAAGAUUCUCGUUAAGACGACGUGUCCACCAAAUGUGGUUGAAUCGAUUCGCAACGAAUCGAGAUGCUUACCCAAGCAAUGCGAUUACAAAACCAGAUAUAUAGGCAAUCAUGCCCGGUUCCGAGCGUGUCGAUGUUUCAAUCUCCGCAUGGCAUGAAGGGCAUAUCAUGUGUGUCGGUGAGCGGCCAAUGGGAACCACGGUCGUCAAUAUAUUUGUGUUUGCGGUUGUCGGGGCGGCAGUUGGCGUGAUAACGUGGGUCCAUCCCACCGGCUUUACUCCUCCAACAGCCUCAUUAUAAGAUGGUGGUGCCGAUGGCGGUGGAACGUAUGUGAAUGGUGGCGCACUGCCCGAAGACUUGUCCAUAUUGUCCUUAAAAUGCAGUUGCGUCAAGAGCUGCAGAUAUAAAAUAAAA
Drosophila sulfurigaster albostrigata is the source of this 6385-nucleotide messenger RNA. It is a transcript of the gene app, whose product is annotated as palmitoyltransferase app. NCBI's taxonomy places the organism in Eukaryota, Metazoa, Arthropoda, Insecta, Diptera, Drosophilidae. Gene Ontology annotation, cellular component: Golgi apparatus; endoplasmic reticulum. Gene Ontology annotation, biological process: peptidyl-L-cysteine S-palmitoylation; protein targeting to membrane. The transcript has 12 exons. Gene Ontology annotation, molecular function: protein-cysteine S-palmitoyltransferase activity. The coding region runs from base 1552 to 3741 and encodes 729 amino acids. The record is from RefSeq and is a predicted model, not a curated record.